Molecule: messenger RNA, 4097 nt
Organism: Pelodiscus sinensis (Chinese soft-shelled turtle)
Lineage: Eukaryota; Metazoa; Chordata; Testudines; Trionychidae
Source: RefSeq, a predicted model, not a curated record
CACCAGCUUUCUGCGGUCAUUGGCGGGGAAUUGCCUGGUGUCUCUUUAAAUCGCCUCUGCUGGCUGCUUGUUGCAGGAAGUGUCAUAAGCAAGCAGCCCCAGCUCCUCGGCUAUGGGAGGCGGAAGUGCCUCCUAGAUACAUUGGGAGCAAAUUGCAAGCGAUCUGCAGCUGGGUUGCAGAAAGCAGCGGGGUUAAACCCGAGAUUUCCAGCGGGUGCAUGAUACUGACUCGGAAACUUUUCCAGGCGCUUUGGCAUUGCAGAGGGACUAGCUCCCUCCCACCCGCAGCACGGCCAGAGGCAGGAUCCUGAUUCUUCUUCCUUAUUGAAAUAUCCUCGUCUCGUAAAGCAAAAAGCACCCGGCCUCUUCCUCCCCGCGAGUCUCUUGCAGUCUCCUUUCCCUGCCUCGGAGCCCGUGGUGCCUGUGCGGUGCGGUGCGGUGGGGCGGGGAGGGGCCAGUCCUGCAGUCUGAGCUCCGAGGCAGACUGAGAUGAAAUCAUUGGCGGCGGCGGCUCUAGCAUGGCAUCUCUCAAGAGUUUCGGCCGGGCUGGGCAGAGAGAAGAGAAGGCGAACGGAGAGCUGGACCGAUCGCUCCAGCAGAUGCUGCGGGCGAUAGUGGAGGAAAGGAACCGCAUCAACAUCCGCCAGGAGAGCAGCGGGCUGGGUUGCUUCAAAGAUGAUCGCAUUGUGUUCUGGACUUGGAUGUUUUCUACUUAUUUCAUGGAGAAAUGGGCCCCCCGGCAGGAUGAUAUGCUUUUCUAUGUCCGCCGAAAGUUAUCCUGCCUCAGUGGCGAUAGUACAGAGGGAAAGAAGCAGGUUGAAGUUGAAGUUUAUCGUAGGGAUUCCAAGAAGCUUCCUGGCCUGGGUGACCCAGACAUCGAUUGGGAGGAGAGCGUCUAUCUGAACCUCAUCCUGCAGAAGCUGGACUAUGUGGUCACCUGUGCUGUGUGUACUCGCUCAGAUGGAGGGGAUAUUCACAUACACAAAAAGAAAUCUCAGCAAGUGUUUGCCUCUCCAAGCAAACAUCCAAUGGACAGCAAAGGAGAGGAAUCGAAGAUCAGCUACCCUAACAUAUUCUUCAUGAUUGAUAACUUUGAAGAGGUGUUCAGUGACAUGACUGUCGGGGAAGGAGAAAUGGUCUGUGUGGAGCUGGUGGCCAGUGACAAAAGCAACACCUUCCAAGGAGUGAUCUUCCAGGGAUCCAUCCGUUACGAAGCACUCAAGAAGGUCUAUGACAACAGGGUGAGCGUUGCCGCAAAGAUGGCUCAAAGGAUGUCCUUUGGCUUUUAUAAGUACAGCAACAUGGAGUUUGUGCGGAUGAAGGGGCCUCAAGGUAAAGGACAUGCAGAGAUGGCGGUGAGUCGAGUUUCAACCGGUGACACUUCUCCAUAUGGAACAGAGGAAGAUUCUAAUCCAGGGUCCCCCAUGCAUGAGAGAGUCACUUCUUUCAGUACACCACCGACACCAGAGCGCAACAAUCGACCAUCCUUUUUCUCCCCAUCUCUGAAGAGAAAAGUGCCCCGGAAUCGGAUCGCUGAGAUGAAAAAAUCCCACUCAGCAAAUGAUAGCGAAGAAUUCUUUCGAGACGAUGACGAUGGAGAUCUGCACAAUGCUUCGAAUCUAAGGUCACGGUCCUUAUCUGGAACAGGACGGUCUCUGGUUGGCUCCUGGCUGAAGUUAAACAGAACAGAUGAAAACUUCCUCCUCUAUGCACAUUUAACCUAUGUCACUUUGCCACUGCAUCGAAUUUUAACAGAUAUUCUGGAAGUGCGGCAGAAACCAAUUCUGAUGACAUAGCAGAGUGCUGGGCACUGCCUUGGAAUCUUGCUGCCAAGUGCCUAUCCACGAUGGUUUUCUGUGACAAUGCUACCAUCUAGUGUCAGGAAUAUAAACCUACACAGAAAAAAGGGAAGUCUAAGAAUACCAGCCUAUCAAAGUGCCUCUCUCUUCCUUCCUCUGCUGUCAUACACCGUCUGCACACACUAGUAAUACAUCUCUUUAUUGUGUUCUGACUAGAGGACUUUCAAAAACAAAACCAGAAGGGGCUGUGUUGAAAAAAAAAAAUCAAUGCUUUAUGAACAAUUUGUUACCGUGUUUACUUUAUAACUGAGAAACCAACAACAUGUACAGAAUAUGGUGAACUUUAUAUUCUUUGAGAGAAACGACUUAAGGGUUUCAUAAUGAUGUACCAAUUAACUUUGUUCAAAGACUCUUAUCCAUGCCCUCCUUGUUAUAAUGGCUUUGUGUGCAUGUGUUUUGGAAUGCAAGGGACAGUAGAAUAGUUCACUAGUGAGACAGGGUAAGGAAAGAGAUGCAACAAAGAUGUCUUGUUGUUGUGGUAUGUGCAAUUGGUAAGGAUGGCGCUAAAAUGAUGCUUUCAAUGUUCUAUUUCUGUUGGUGUGUCGAUGCUGAAUUCCUUAAACAGCUUUAUUCUGUGAUGACAGUUUCCCCCUCUACCAAAGAACAGUGAAGACAUCAUGCUCCAGAGUGCUCUAGGGGAAAGAGCAAACAUAAGAAGGGAAAAUGCUGCUCUUAAAAAUCUGUAAACCAGUACAAGAACUGCUGUUGAUACAACAUUUAAGAGAGGAUGCAAGUUUUAAAGUAUAGAAAAACGGGAGAGCAUAACUAGAUUCUAGUACCAGACACUUUGGGAUUAUUUUUUUAUCAUCCUGCACUUGCAGGACUGCAGGGUAACUAGUGUUCUCCUCCUGGAAGACUUUGACCAACUCAGCUGUUUCUCUGGAUUCUACAUUUGUUAGUUUCUGUGAUUCACUGUGCUGAACCACAAAGGGGUUUUCUGUAAAGACAAGCUUAAGUGAAAAGAAAUUGAAAUGAGUAUAUUGGAGGCUUGUAAAUGUGUGCUAUGUUUACAAAUGCAUGUUUUACUAAAUAGCAGCCCUGUAAUAUUCUCUGGGAAUCUGAAAGUUAAACUGAUAAAUAUGCUGCAGUUAGCAUUCAGUUAACCGUUCUGACAGGAGAGUCAGAAUACAUCACAGUUCACUUUCUUAGCGCUCCAGAACCAAUGCAGCAACUGGGAGUAGGAAAAAAGUAAUAGAAUGUCGCUAAAAAGAGCAGAGAUUCUAAAGAACGCACAGGAGAGAGAUCAAUAGAGAAAGGGGAUGCCAUUAAUUACUUUUCAAGGCUUGUCUACACAUGCAAACAAGCCCUCAGAAUAUAACCACCCAAUGCUGUAUGCUGGCAAUGCAGUUACCAACAUGGCAUGUGUUAAAAGCCUUAAUCUUUGUUUGUCCCCUUGACCUUUUUCCUAAAUGGCUUUGUCAUUCUCUCAGUAGCAUCAGGCAACUUUCAGGUAAAGCUUUCAGCUUAAUUUCUGCCCAGACUCCAUGGAAACAGCUCCACUACAGCUUCAAGGUGGUCUGUAUCUUUAUCACUCACCCAGCAUGAAGGCUCCGUCUGGCAAGAAGUACUUGUCAGUGUGUUUAUGGUUACAUUUGAAACUUAAAUUAGAAUACGCAUUGUUGGAACCUAGGCCUGGAAGAAGUCCACUGAAGGCAGUAAUGGUAUUUCUAACACUGGCAAUGUGAACGCACUAUAAGAGAUUGUAGGCCCAUUUCCAAUCCCCUUUAGUUAAAACCUUUUGAGAUUUAAGUAAUUCAUUAACUAGUAGAGUGUAUUUUGUUAGUACUAACCGAUAUCGCUGCAGAUUGGAGGCUGUUGUACACAUUGUUCCUCCAGUCUUUGUGUCAAGAAUUAAAUCACUUUCUGCAAGAGAGCAGCUUUUAAUACUUGUCUUAAGACUCUGAAAAUGCCCUUUAUUCUGCACUUUCAUACUGGUGGGCUAAGCAAAUCAAUGCACUUUUUCUUUACAUGUUCAUUGCAGUGAGGAGGGAAAAGAGAGUUAACAGUUGUACCUCUAGAGGCAAUUGGUACAUUUGAAUAAAAUAUUCUGAGAUUAGUAAAUAUUAUGAAUAGGAAAAUGUACGCACUUGGAAAUAUGACGUAGGCAUCUGAGUACUGUUCUGUCUGUAGCCAUAUUCACCUCCCAGUCUCAGGCUGACAUCAAUAAGACAGCAUUAAAUAGCCUAAAUUCUUCAUGCUCUGUAUUUUCAGGAUAAAUGAGGAAACACGGUAUGAGAC